CUGUCUGCCAUAUGCUGCUGUUAAAAAGCACAGGAGCCCAGACAGGGAAAGCGUGUGUGGAAGUUGGCUAUCUCAUUCACCACAAGAGCUUCCUCAUCCGGGAACUCGCUCUUCCUCGUCGAAUUUAAACUUGGACCGUUGGAAGGGAGAAUGCGCGCGGGGCAGGGGGGUGGUGAGUGAACGGGACCCCUCAGCAAUAGAAAAACGGCGCGCCAAGGAAUUCUGUGAAGAGGGAGAAACGGCCACGCUCACUUCCUAGUUUUGCCGACAGAGAUGAAUGGAUUUGCCCUGAAAUCCUGCGGCCCAGCCGGAACGCGGCUUACUGCGUUUCUUCACACGGGGUAUAUAAAGGAACAGAGAGAUUUUUCGCGAGGCUGCCAGAAUUUUCGUCAUCCCCCGAACCCCCCUUCUGCGGACAAAGGACUCUCUCUUGAGGUGGGCGAAGAAUGCUGUGAAGCUAUUUGACUGGAUUAUGUUGUCCCCCGGGACGGUGGGCCAAACCAUUCUUCAAAAUGGAAGGGGUGCACGUGUUUAUGUGAGAAACCGAGCCGGCUAUUAAGUGGAAUACUUGCGCAGUGCAACAGGGGCGGGAUAAAAGUGAAGAAGUGAGCUGAGGAGGAGUGUGUCGAGAGCGGCUCGUUGGUCUAGGGGUAUGAUUCUCGCUUCGGGUGCGAGAGGUCCCGGGUUCAAAUCCCGGACGAGCCCGUUGUUGGAGGGGGUGGUAUAAUUCCUUCCUAUUUUGGGGGACGACCGCAUUUUAUUAAUUUUGCAGCUCUAUCAUCAAGGCCUUGUGGGUGGGAGGAGGAGGAGGAGCGGGAGACAAGGUGCUUGGUACAUAACCAGGAAAGCGAUCGAGCCUUCACGAGAGGAAAAUGAUAAAUAGAUAAAGAUUAACAGGAGGUGGCACUGUUGAAAAACGGGGCGAAAAUAUUGCUUUGACAUGAAGGUUGCCAUGGUUAUUUUUAAAACAUAUUCCCAAAUCGAGGACUCGGGAGAAGGAAAUUAAGACGCCUCCACGGAGCACGCAAGGGAAGAGAAAGGCUUCAAAUAGCCUUUUAUUCUGAUGCUCUUUUCCAUUAAGAGUCACGUGGAACAAUUGCAUUUAUUUUAUUUUAUUAUAUUCUGGGCUUCCUACUAGCACCAUUGUCAUGAAUUAUUAGUACUGUACGUAGUAUUAUUACACAUGCAGGAAAGGAGCUGGGUGAAUAGGAAGGAUUUUUUUAAAAAAAAUCUAACUCCGCUUCUUAAAGUUACACAAUAGGCAACGAAAAAGGAAAAGGGUCGUAUUUUCACAUCAUAGUGCAGCAGUAAAUGGCAUAACGACCAUACCAAUAAGUCCCGUGACAAUGUAUAUUAAGUUCUGGGGCGGCGGGAGCUAUGGGGGGUGGGGAAUACAUUUUUAUUGUGCUUUUAGCACUGGGGGGAGGGGGGACAACGGCUACAAAAAAAAUAUUAAAAAAGGGGCUCGUCCGGGAUUUGAACCCGGGACCUCUCGCACCCUAAGCGAGAAUCAUACCCCUAGACCAACGAGCCAGCCUUCUGCAGCUUCUCUCGCUGCUCUACAAGGAGUCUAUGGCCAUGUGGCCGUAUCUGGAAGAGAAUUUAAUUUCUUUAAAAUGCUAAGCAACAUUAAAACAUUUAAAUACCGAUGCGCCUUUCAAAGGUGGUUUACUUUAGGACAAUGUAAUUUGCAGGGGGAGGGGGCGUGAAUCCACACCAGCCGCACGCGCAAAAAUUGUUUCUCUGCUUAUACGUAUUCAGGAAGCGGUUUGCAGCUGCUGUAGAUCCUUUGCCUCGCACAACCUAAUAACGUAAAGAAAAGUAUUUCCUUGUUUUGAUCCACCAUACGUCAUAGGAACAGGAUGGCAGAGGGGGACUUUUUCAAAGCAGCAGAGAGAUUUGAACGACUGGUAAUUGUAUUACAAUUUGACGUUGUUAUAAUGAGGCUGUUAUUGGACUGCAAUUGAAAAUUAUUAUCAAAGCAGCAGAGAGACGGCCUGAGACGUCUCAUUCCAGUGUAUGCAAAGUAUUUAGAAGGCGCCCUUCAUUGCAACGAUCUGAGGACGCGGGUGCAAUGAAGUGCGCUUUAAAACAACCGUAUUAUUAUAGCGAUAAGGAGAAGAGAGCAACUAAAAUCAAUACGAGAUAGUGAUCUUGAAACUGCAAAACGGCAUGUUUGUUGCUAGAUCUGCUGAGACCUGCGGUAUCCCCAAAAGCCUUGAGUAAGCAGCCAUAUUUUGAACUGGCGCCCAAACUGAAGUGUCAGCAGCGUCCCACCUACCUCGGAGGGAAGAGUUCCAUGUACCGGGCGCCGCCGCGGGAAAGGCCCUUCUCGCCUGAGGACAAUGCCAGGUGGCUGGACUCCGAGAAGGGCUUCCCGGGGAGAGCCUUUCAUGAGAAAUGCCCCUCCUGCCUGAGACAGACCAUUUGAAAAUGAGUUGCAAUAUCCAGCCUAAUACUUGGGAGUGAAGAGGGGACGGGGACUAGCACAAGUUUUCACUCCCACCAUUCCACCCACCUCAAAAAGCGCAACUCAAAAGCUUGCCAUAAUUUUGUGACAAUUUCAUUUGGUAGAAUCCAGCUGUAUAUUUUUGACUUUUUAUUACUACUGCUAAUAAUCAUCAUAAUAAUCAGAUUUAUACCCUCACACUUUACUCCAAAGGAGGCCAGAUCAGCAAACAUAUCCUACAACCGUCUUUAAAAAAAACACAUACAGACUUUAAAACAACCAUUUUAAAAAGUUCUAAAACCCUAAAAGCAAUCAUCUACUGCAGUGCUUUUCCCCCCUAAAAUAAUGUUUAGGGGUACUCUCAUUUUGACUCAAGAAAAUCAACAUUUUAUAGUUCAAAUCAGGGAAAGUAAAUACAGUAAAUGGACAAAAGUACAAAGAUCCACAUGUUUAGUGGUAUGCGUACCCCUCUGUACCCGCCAGGAAAAAAGCACUGACCUACUGUCACACUAAUGAUGUCAGGGUUAACAGACAGAAAUUUCAGUCAUCCAAAAACACAGCAAACAGGAAUUAGUUAAUUUUUAAAUUUCUCCUAAAAGUUGUUAAUGAGUGUGACUAGCAUAGCUCACUAGGAAAGGCAUUCAGCAGACAGGGGACUGCCACCAAGAAGGCCCUGCCAUGGGCUACUGCAGACAGAGCAACCUCUAGUGGUGGCACCCCCAACCGCAGGAGAGGCUUGAGAUGGUUGAUGCUUAGGUACUUGGGUGGGUCUCAAGCAGUGCCGGAUUUAUGUAUAAGCUAAACAAGCUAUAGCUUAGGGCCCCACAAAACUUAAAGGAAAAAAACUGGAUGUACAUUUCCAGAAUAUAAGAUAAAAAACAAAUAAAAUAAAACCUACAUACAGCAACAGUGUUUUGUGUUGUGUAGGCUCCUAUUAUGUAAGUAAUAGGCCUAGCCUGCUCCCUAAAAUAUCACUGGUUUGCUCAUUUCUGUAUAUAGGGUGCCUACAUUCUGCAUGGACUGGUUGCAUGGCAACAUGUGCAAAUGGCUUUAGAAACCUGUUAGGUCCAUCAAUUACCAUAUGGCAUAUAUUCAACACAAAAAGCAGGGACAAUUUGUUGUUGACAAAGGACAGCUGGACGUAUAAAGGGCCCCAUUACCUUCAGUAGCUUAGGGCCUCAUCAAACCUAAAUCCGGCCCUGGUCCCAAGCCAUGGUGUGUGCUAACACCUUGAAUUUGGCUUAUGGACAUUUGUUGUUUUUACCCAUAUGUUUUUUAUUUCUUGCAUUUACAAUCCACUUUCCUCCGAGAUGUUCAAGACUGCCUAAAUGGUUCUUCUCUCCUUCUAUCUUCGCAACAACCCCCUGAGGCAGGAAAGGGUGCAUAACGGGGUUGCAGCUGCGGCAAGGCGCUUUUCCGAAGUGCUCUCUGUUUACGCUCCUGCUGGAGCCUGGGGAGCAUUUCGAAGCCCUUCCCCGGAGGCUGCUUCGCCCUGACAGCGGCUCCCCUGGACUGGGCCGCGUUCUUUCCCAGCCUCCGGCCCCUCACGGCCCGCAACAAUGGCUGUGAGGUGGGAGUGGGCGUCACAAUGGGCGAGAAAAUGUGGGCAGAGGCAGAAAGAUGGGCGCCCUGUCCACGGCGGCAGCAGGCGGCGCUCCGGGGAAGCGCAAGAGCUUUGCCGCCCGCGAUCCCGGACUAUGGUUGGCGGUGGCUUUCGCUCUGGGCCAGUGUGAGCUCUCCUGGUAUUCUCCCACUAUGCGGGGGGGGGGGGCGGGAAGGGAAAGAGCCUAGCCGCUCCCCCUUUGCUGCGGUUCCUGCUUGCUGCGGCCUUGAAGAAGAGGGGAAGUGGUUGGCCGGUCCACAGUUGCAAGAUCGCUGAAAAAAGAUCACUAUUUAUGAGCGGCAGUUCAGGGUGGAGGAAGACACGAAAUAUCAGUUUGGAGGGCUGGCACAUUGUGACCCGUCUUUGGUUGCGCGUGUCUCAGUACCCUACACCCUCGAGAAUCCCCUCGCUGUGCAAGGGCGCCUUGCACACGUGCUGAGCGCAUACAAGGGAAACCUGCAGUCCUUAAAUAGGUUUACAGAAUCCAUUGUAUUCAAUGGGAUUAAAUGUGCUUCCGAUCAUGGGCGUGGCCAAGGGGAGGGCAGCUGCCCCCCCCAAAUCAAUACAAAUCUGAGGUUCUCCCCCCCCCCCCCGCAACAAAAGUCUGCCCACCCCCAACAAAAAAUCCUGGCUACAUCCAUGCUUUGGAUUUAUGCAUUAUUGGACCAUUCUCUAGUCUACGCCUACUAAAAAGUAAAAUCUUGGAAACUGGCAGGUGUCGCUUCAACCUCCUGGUUUUCUGUUUUUACUUUUGGUGCUUUGUUUUAAGUAACUCAUGGAACACAGUAAAAUGAAUAAUCCCAGAAUUUUUAUUGUUUUUUAUUUUGGAAGCAGUUUGCAGUUUUGCACCCCAGUUCCUCAUUGAGAUUGUAUACGCACUUGUAACUCAAAUCAGGACCUAGAAACUGCAAAAAUGGUACUGAGAACCCAUUUCCUUAAGUGUCCCUUCAGGUGGAACACUGAAACCCUGAAUAGUACAGUUCUAACGAGCCGGGUACAAAAUAGGCCAGUAUUUCAUGCCAUAUUUCAAAAAGUAAAAACCAAGACACCCCGAAACAUGUUGAGCUUUUUAAACUCCAUGAAAAUCUGGGCGUAUGGCUACCCUACAUGUACUGUACCAGCAAUGAAAAAUAUGAAAUGCUAUGCUAUGCUAUGAAAUUGCAUGUAGCAGAGUACAGGUAUAUGCAAUUUCACAGCGUGUUGAGGAUUUUUGUUUUCAUAUUUAUGAUGGAUUGAACUAACAUUAAUUACUUAAAGAUAAACUUGUUGCAGGCUUAUAAAGCCCCAAAGUUUGAUGCAUCUGAGAAACCAAAGCACUGGUAUAAUCUGAAAACAAAGAGUUUAACUUGCUGCGUGAUAUGGUAGAAAUGUGGUUCUAGUAUCUCUGGUCUGUUACCAUAAUAAAUCGAUUCCCUUAAAUGUGGUUCUAGAUUUUCCCCUUAGUUGUGUUAUUGCAGAUUAGUUUGAUUCUUGGAAAAUUAACUUUUUAGCUCAGUCCUGUGCAAAUCUAGGACUAUUACUUUAUUAUACUUCAUAUACCAGUAAUUAAAUCUAUUUUGGUGAAAGAGGCCUGUGCAUGGAUCCUGUGCAGAAAUAUCUUCUCAACAUUCAGUUUUAUUCAUUGGUCAAGCUUUUAUCCCACAUUUCAGGAAAUGUGCCAAACUUCAAUAUAAAAUGACAACAGAGUACCAAAUAAAAUCAAAGAUAGAAACUAAAAAUAUAAUGAAAACAGUAAUGCAGAUGUUUUGUGUCUGUGGAACCAAGAGAGUUGUGACGUCUGUUACCUUUAGUAAUCAGCUUGAGAUGCUUUCAUAACAGACAACAUAUCCAUAUAUAAAAGCAAAUCUUUAUGCAGUUUUGUCUUGCUCUGCAUGUUUAAAAACUGUAAUUUUGUUGCUUACAAAGGGACUCGGAUGGCAUCUUGUUCUUCAACAGUCGAUAGCACAGCUGAUGAAGAAGUUUCCUCACCAACAGAACUUAUUGUGGGGAUUGGGGCAGAUGCAAAGCUUCCAUGCACAUUCAGGUCAUCAGAGGAAAUCACCAGUGCAACAUCUGUUACGUGGAGCUUUCAACCAGAGGGAUCAAAGGCUCGCCCCAUACCAGUAAGAGUUAAUGUCUGAGGAGAGCUUCGUUUUGCAUAAGAAUUUGUGGUGAAAGUGGAUUACAGUGGUACCUCGGGUUACAUAUGCUUCAGGUUACAGACUCCGCUAACCCAGAAAUAGUACCUCGGGUUAAGAACUUUGCUUCAGGAUGAGACCAGUAAUCGUGCUCUGGCGGCGCGGCAGCAGCAGGAGGCCCCAUUAGCUAAAGUGGUGCUUCAGGUUAAUAACAGUUUCAGGUUAAGUACAGACCUCCGGAACAAAUUAAGUACUUAACCCGAGGUACCACUGUACAUGUUUUGACAGCGCUACCUUAAUUUUGUCUUAUGGAAACAAUUUAUUGUCUGCUCUGGAAUGACAGCACUUGACCAUAUUCUGCCUUUCCUGCAGCGUCAUAAAAAAAAGUAACCUUUGUGCCGUUUUAUUCACAUCGUUAUUCACUUGGUCCUGCCUCUUUAUUUCCUCAAGAUCACAUUGUGUGUCUCUUUGUAGCCUUUUAAUGGAUGUGUUCUUGCUCCUAAAACUCAAGUAUUUGAUGAACAAUCACAAUUCCAUGCAUGAUCACUUUGGAAGUUCAGAAGGACUUAUUCCGAAGUAUCUGUAGGAUUGCAAUCUGAAUCUUCAAAAUUCCCCACCCAACUCCCCAGUUUUGUUUCUGCGUUGCCUCCUUUGUCCUUUAACAAAUCCGUCUGUAAGAGCUUGCAGCAGGGUUGAUCACUGACUCUCUCCCUCUCUCCUUCAGAUUUAUUAGAAGUUUUCUAUCUCACUUUCUGCUAUAGUGCCCAAGGUGGCCCUUUUACUUCCCGCUUCACUGCAUGGCCAUCUCUUGAUAUCUCAUGUCUCAGAAAUGGUAACUCUUGUAUGUAUGUGGGGUAGUGUCUCUUAGUGGAGGGAUUUUUCAGGUGAAACCAUAUAGCCUCUGGAAUUUGCUGACUGACAGCUGCAAUCCUGGGCAUAUAUAUACAUAAAUUUUGUACUGUUUUUUAAACAAAUACAAAUAACCAUUAAACACUUAUCCAGCAGCACAACUAAUGGUGUUUGUUUAUAUAUACAUACUUGAGAGUAGGGCUAUGUGCACAUUAUCAGCUUGAAAUGAAGGUCAUCACCCCCACGUAUUUCAAAUCACUUUUAAAUGUUGCUGUUCACAACAGAGGGUGCAGAGAUGCAAGCUCCAAUUCACUAAAUCUAUCAUCUGCACAUGUGCAACAGCUGCCUGAAAUAUACAUACCUUAGCUUAACCAUGGUUUCCAUAUUCUUAAUGGAUGAAAGCUGGGUUGAAGGAAGGCACACCAGACAGGAGUGUAUCACCAGAAGUUAUGGGAGGCCUAUGGACUGUGGCAAUGUCAUGUUUAGGGAGGUUCUUAAUGUUUGAAGUUUUAUUCUCUUUUUACUGUUCUGUUGGGAGCCGCCCAGAGCGGCUGGGGAAACCCAGCCAGAUGGGCGGGGUAUAAAUAAAAAAGUUGUUGUUUUUACUUGGCUUCAAACGACUGCAGUGGCAGCAUGCUGGAGCCAGAGUAAGUAGUAAAGUGUACACAGCCUGAGCUCCAUUGAACUUAGUGAGACUUACGGUACUUCAGAUUGAACAUGCCUAGGAUUCGGCAAAAAGUAAGAGAGGCUUCCAAAAUGUAACAAGAAUAAAGUUUGGUGGUUUGGCUGGCUGCAUCUGGGUGUUACCCUUUGUGAAUCCACUGAAGAUCAAGCUUAGAAUCCAAGUUUUGUGUAAUCAAUCCCCGAGGUGUUGGAAACAUCCACUCAAUGUUACUAAAGCAGGAAGAAAAGUUAAAUGUUCAUGCAAAGUUAAUCAUGGUUUGAUUUGAAAUUUGUAUCCUGCUUCUCCAACAACUAUGUUCAGCUCAAAGCAGCUAUUAACAAAGUUAUUGUGUUUGUUUUUAUGCUUACAGUUUUUCUAUUACUCAAAUGGGAGGGAAUAUAAUGGAAAGAAUACACAAUUCAAUGGUCGAAGUACCUGGGAUGGAGAUUUUUAUAGAAAGGAUGCAUCCAUCAAGGUAGGAAACAUGCAACCUAUAGACAAUGGCACUUACUUCUGUGAUGUUAAGAACCCACCAGACAUAGUCACUGAGCCAGAGCAAGUUGAAGUUAGAGUUUUGGAGAUAGAGAAAAUAUUGGGCCCUGGAAGAGCAGCACCAACCCCUGCAAGUACCACAACGGCAACGGCAACGGCAACCACAGCCUCUGGAAACAUUUCACUUAAUGGAGUAUCAUUUUGGCUACUUGUCCUUCAAUUCUGCUGCAUUCUAGCAUCUUUUCAAAGCUAUUUGUUCUGAAAAUAAAGUAUACCUCUUAAGAUUA
This is a messenger RNA of Podarcis lilfordi (Lilford's wall lizard), 8461 nucleotides long. Lineage: Eukaryota; Metazoa; Chordata; Lepidosauria; Squamata; Lacertidae. The record is from the annotation of a GenBank genome assembly.